UCCGUUGAUAGCGCCUGUACGCAAAAUACACAACUUCCGUGUAGUUUUUGAACAAUUACUGUCGAAGAACCUUAAACUAUUUUCUAUUUACGUUUUCCUAUGUACAGUUUUUGAAACAGUUUCGGUUUUCUGGUUGAGAUACUUGUAGGUAUCAUAAUUUGCAAAAGUUGCUGAAACCCAAAAUCUUUUGCAACGAGGACUUUGAUUAUGUCUUCAUUAGCAUUCAAAAUCGGAUCGCUGCUCGUACGAACUCUUUCUAAACCCAUUGCCAAUACAAUUAAAUCACAGGCCAAAGAACAUCCGGCAUUUCGUCGCAUGUGCAUAAAUGUUGCUCAGAAAAUGCACCGAGCAGAGUUUCGUUUGUUAGGCGUAACAAAAAAUCGGGCGGGGAAUGUGCCUCUUCAUAUACGACCAUUGAAUGAUGCCAAAGCUGUCGAGACUGGUGCAAAUUUCCUUUCAGAGACAUUCAUUUUCUCAGUAGCCGGUUUGGCCAUCCUUUCAGAGUACAUUCGUGCAAAACGAAAAGACGCCGCUCGGAGGAGGCAGGUCGCAGAAACAUUGGAAGGUUUACAGGAUGAAAUUGUUCGUUUAAAUCGGAUAGUCGAAAAACAUCUUUGCACACAUCACCGGCAUGAUCCGGGUAACAGGGAUGAGAACAACACACUCUCUUAUGACUUCAAUGAUUUACAUAAAGUAAUGAGCCAUGUGAAUACAGAAAUUGAACUUUUAUCUGCCUCAGAUGAAGAUGUCAAGGAUACGAAUCAGAAAGUAUUAUCUUAGUGGAUAUUGGAUGCAUCAAAAUAGCGUAACCUUUAUGAUAAACAACUUUGGGAAAAAGUGUUAUGGGGGAUAGUAUCCUUGAAAGAGAAAGUUUAGAAAAUGGAUACCAGCAGCGGCCUAGCAUUCUGUUGCAACGGGAAGUGUGAUGAUAUUUAGUAAAAAACGCAGUGUCAACGCAAGUUUAUCGCCCGAAACCUUCUGGAGGAAACACAUUGUCUCAAAUACAUCACGGGAAUCUUCUUCUCAAGCCGCUUCUGUUCGCGAGAUAAACUUAAAGUGAAUGCUGCCAGUUGUUUUACUGGCCGAAGAGCAUCCAAUGCACCUUGAAUAAUAAGCCUUCUAAUUAGUAAAAAAAUCCAACAGUAUACUGACCAUACCACUUCAUUUCAGCUGAAGUAAACUGUAAGCUUUCCGGUUUCGAAGAGUUCACAACUCCAAGUGAAUAAACACGAAAGCGAGUCGACAAAACAAACCAAACCUUGCUAACAAUAUCAUGUACAUUAAUGGGUAACAACUUGUACUCGUGAA
Messenger RNA from Schizosaccharomyces japonicus yFS275, 1308 nucleotides. RefSeq names its product optic atrophy 3 family protein. Bases 208 to 780 code for a protein of 190 amino acids. The transcript is spliced from 3 exons. Lineage: Eukaryota; Fungi; Ascomycota; Schizosaccharomycetes; Schizosaccharomycetales; Schizosaccharomycetaceae. The record is from RefSeq and is a predicted model, not a curated record.